AUGACGCUCCUGAUUGAAUUCCUCACACAAAUCAGGGCCUUUGUUCGCCAGCAAAACGGCGACGAGCUUCGCAACUGGCUGCUGGUUGAACCCAACGCCUCACAGACUUACCACAACCUUGCCGCGCAGCUUCGCACCGGAUUCCGUCAACAAGAUAGCACGGCUCUCGAACGGACGAUCGAGAAGUGUCUUCCCGAAGAUGACGACGUCUCAGAAGGCGAGGCCACGCCAUGGCCUGGAUUUGUCACAUUCAUGAAGGACUAUCUUUUGUUUUGGCGAGAUGUGGACUUUGAUAACCUGCUGGCGGCACACACGUUGCUCAGUGGAUUGGUCAACUCCUGUGGAACGGCUUUCGCCCAUCCCACGUAUGGCGGCAUGCUGCUCAAGACGGCCAUGUCAUUAUGCGAGACCAUGUCUAGGCUGACCAUGAUGGUCAGUCGCCGCCCUGACCUGACCAUGCGGCUGCGCAAUGUUGAAGCCGAUGACCGCAAGUCCAUUGCCGAGACAUCGGCUGAAAUUAUUCAGAAGAUAUUCACCACGUGCCUGACGGAUCGCACAAGUGCGCGCUACAGCAAACCGGAAGGAAAGAAGAUUGGCGUCUACAUGUUCGCCAACCUUGUGCUGAAGCUGCUCUUCGCCUGCCGCCGGACCCAGCUUGCGAAGCAGAUAUUCACCAACAUUUCGUCCAACUCACCGCCACUGUCCCUAUAUCCCGCCGCACAGCGCGUCACCUUUCUCUUCUACCUCGGCCGUUUCAACCUCUCCAACAGCCACUACGUCCGAGCCUCGCUCUGCCUCCAGGAAGCCUACAGCCAGACGCCGGCGCCCCUGGUGUCACAUCGACACCGCAUCCUCACCUACCUCAUCCCUGCCAAUCUCUUCCUCGGCCGACUCCCCACGCAGAGCCUUCUCUCCCGGCCCGAGGCCUCUGACAAGCUCGCGGCCGUGUUCGCGCCUCUCGCGUCGGCCAUUCGCCAGGGCGACUUUGUCCUGUACCAGCAUACGCUGGCGGCGCACGAGGACUGGCUCUUCGAGCGCGGCCUCCUGCUUCCGCUGACGCACCGCCCGCGGCCGCUGCUCUGGCGCUCGCUCGCGCGCCGCACCUUCCUGCUGACGUACGCCCUGACCGACGCCGACGCAAACGUCGACCCCAGCGUGCCGGCGCGCAAGGCGGCAACCCUCGACCUCGCCGACCUCCAGACGGCCGCCGCCUUCCAGCAGCGCCGCCUCCAGGGCUGGCACGCGCCGCCGGCCCGGCGCGCCCCGCGCACGUCUCGGCCGUCUUCAUGCGCGCCGUCGCCAAACGACACGCCCUCGACGCUCGUGCCGCCCGACGGCGGGCGACGCGGCUGCGGCCGAAACGAGGGCCUCGUCUGCGGCGACGGCGACGUCACGCUUCGCCGACGUCGAAGAUGA
Verticillium dahliae VdLs.17 is the source of this 1416-nucleotide messenger RNA. Its product is annotated as COP9 signalosome complex subunit 12. Bases 1 to 1416 code for a protein of 471 amino acids. Gene Ontology annotation, biological process: poly(A)+ mRNA export from nucleus; transcription elongation by RNA polymerase II; post-transcriptional tethering of RNA polymerase II gene DNA at nuclear periphery. Gene Ontology annotation, molecular function: RNA binding; double-stranded DNA binding. NCBI's taxonomy places the organism in Eukaryota, Fungi, Ascomycota, Sordariomycetes, Glomerellales, Plectosphaerellaceae. Gene Ontology annotation, cellular component: transcription export complex 2. The record is from RefSeq and is a predicted model, not a curated record. The transcript has 2 exons.